Etheostoma cragini (Arkansas darter) is the source of this 1602-nucleotide messenger RNA. RefSeq names its product 5-hydroxytryptamine receptor 3C-like. Gene Ontology annotation, biological process: nervous system process; chemical synaptic transmission; regulation of membrane potential. The record is from RefSeq and is a predicted model, not a curated record. The transcript is spliced from 10 exons. Gene Ontology annotation, molecular function: neurotransmitter receptor activity; transmembrane signaling receptor activity; extracellular ligand-gated monoatomic ion channel activity. NCBI's taxonomy places the organism in Eukaryota, Metazoa, Chordata, Actinopteri, Perciformes, Percidae. The coding region runs from base 150 to 1562 and encodes 470 amino acids. Gene Ontology annotation, cellular component: neuron projection; synapse; postsynaptic membrane.
UACGCUGGCUGUCUGGCAAUGGUUAUUUAUGGAUAGAUGACUCUCCACUUAAAAGCAAAUCUUCCCAUAGUGCAAGUGGUGAUUAUUCUGUGUGCUUAUCAGACAACGGGUAGUGAGAAAACUGCUUUAAUCUGACAACUGUAGAAAUCAUGGCACUCAAGGAUACUAAACUGAAGUCUCUCCCUUCAUCAGCCAGGCCCACUCUGGCAAUGUUUCUUAUUCUUAUAGCAGCUGCGUGCAGUGCCAUCGAGCUGAACUGUUCUCAGCCCACCCAACCAGCCCUGCUGGAGGCUCUGACUCCGGUCUUUAACCUGAGCUCCAUACGACCCGUCAUGAACAUGACCACCAGCACCAACAUCACCAUAUACUUUACCAUGUAUGCGAUACUAGGAGUGGAUGAAAAGGCUCAACUUUUGCUCACUUACCUUUGGCUAGAUUAUAAGUGGAUGAACGAGUUUGUCAGCUGGGACCCAAUCAAGUGCGGCACCAACGUGUUAUCUCUUCCCAGAGAGAAGUUUUGGGUGCCAGAUAUUGUAAUCAAUGAAUUUAUGGAUGAAAACACAGCCCCAUUUGUCCCGUAUGUGUAUCUGUAUAGCAACGGUCUGGUGAAUGAUGCUCAACCAGUCAGAGUUGUCAGUGCCUGUAACCUUGAUAUCUAUACCUUCCCCUUCGAUGUACAGAACUGCACUAUGACUUUUGGCUCCUACAUCCACUUAGCGAUGGACAUAAAGAUUUUCCUAGGGAGAAAUACAGAGGAGAUCACAGAGUUCUCCAAGGAGGUGAUGACCACCAUGGGGGAGUGGGAGCUGUUGGAUAUCACCAGCCAAAAAUACAGCCAUGGCCUUAACGAUUACAUUGAUGAGAUUUCAUUUAAUGUGAUAGUGCGGCGCCGGGCUACCCUCUAUGUGGUGAACCUGCUGAUACCCAGCUGCUUCCUCAUCACAGUGGACCUCUUCAGCUUCCUGCUGCCUCCCCAGACUGUGGACCGGUCCUCCUUCAAGAUGACCCUCAUCCUGGGCUACACCGUUUUCCUGCUCCUCAUGAACGACCUGCUGCCUAUUACUGGAAACACCAUACCUCUCAUAAAUGUUUUCUUCUCUGUCUGCCUGGCUCUGAUGGUGGCAAGUCUACUGGAGACUAUCCUCAUCACCAACCUGCUGUGUGGCUCUGCUGACUUCCCGCCCGUUCCUCGCUGGAUCCAUGUGCUUGUUCUGCAAAUUUUGGGCCGUCUCAUUUGCUUGCCUCAGAAGACUAAAGAACUAAGAGAUUCAGACAUGAAACCCAAUGCUGCAUUGGCACAGCAAAACGCUGAUGAUGGGCUUCGAGAGAAGAGGGGGCCAGCCGUGGAGAACAAGGCCCUGCAAGAGCUGAGGAGCCUUGGCAGAGACCUCCAGGCCGUCCGCCUUCAGGUGGAGCAAAAGCUGGGUGGAAGCCAGAGCUCAGAGGAGUGGAUCCAGGUGGGUUUCAUCAUAGACCGCCUGCUGUUCCUCCUCUACAUCCUCUUCAUAUCAGUCAGCUUCUUUACCAUCAUCAUUAUCUGGGUGAACUCAUACAGUCGAUAGACAGCUGCUGUCUGUUUUAAUCGGCUCUCUUCAUGUAGCU